This is a messenger RNA of Bufo gargarizans (Asiatic toad), 1784 nucleotides long. RefSeq names its product oocyte zinc finger protein XlCOF6.1-like. The transcript has 5 exons. The record is from RefSeq and is a predicted model, not a curated record. NCBI's taxonomy places the organism in Eukaryota, Metazoa, Chordata, Amphibia, Anura, Bufonidae. Gene Ontology annotation, biological process: regulation of DNA-templated transcription. Bases 14 to 1390 code for a protein of 458 amino acids.
ACUCACCAACAAGAUGAUUGAGCUGCUGACUGGAGAGGUUCCUAUAAGGUGUCAGGAUGUCACCGUCUAUUUCUCCAUGGAGGAGUGGGAGUAUUUAGAAGGACACAAAGAUCUGUACAAGGACAUCAUGAUGGAAGAUCACUGGCCUCUCACAUCAGCAGUUAAGGAAGAGAGGAGAACACCGGAGAGAUGUCCCAGUCCUCUUCUUCCACAGGAUGGUUCAGAAGAACAUUGCAAUAUCCCAUGGGAUGAUGAUCAGCUUGUGAAUCCGGGUGAAGAUCUGAACAUUAUAUAUGUUACAGAGACACAUGUGAAGGGUGAGGAGCAGAGUAUAGAGGACAUUCCUACAGAUGUCCGCCCAGAUGACUGUAACAGGAGCUCAGAAGAACAUCUGGUGUCUUCACAUUUUAAAGCAGAUGAUCAUGUUGUCACACAAGAUACCUAUAAAAAACAUGCCAUUAUCACAGAUGUACCCUCUGACAUUCACAGCAAAAAUCCAUCAUCUGAUGCUAUGAAACACGCUGAGGAGAAGCCAUUUUCAUGUUCAGAAUGUGGGAAAUGUUUUUCUUUAAAAAAAACUCUUGUAAUGCACCAGAGAAUUCACACAGGAGAGAAACCAUAUUCAUGUUCGGAAUGUAAGAGAUGUUUUGCUUGGAGAUCGGAUUUAGUUAGGCAUAAGCGAAAACAUACAGGGGAGAAGCCGUUUUCAUGUUCAUAUUGUGGGAAAUGUUUUAACCAGAAAUCAGAUCUUGUUAUACAUCAGAGAUGCCACACUGGGUCAAUGCUAUUUACAUGCACAGAAUGUAACAAAUCUUUCAACCAGAAAUCAGCUCUUCUCAUUCAUCAGAGAAUUCACACAGGGGAGAAACCAUUUUCAUGCCCAGAAUGUGGGAAAUGUUUUGCUCAAAAAUCAAGUUUUGAUUACCAUCAGAGAACUCACACAGGAGAGAAGCCAUUUUUAUGUUCAGAAUGUGGGAAAUGUUUUAACAGGAAAUUACAUCUCGUUACACAUCAGAUAAUUCAUACAGGAGAGAAGCCAUAUUCAUGUUCAGAGUGUGGGAAAUGUUUUACUCGAAAAUCAAGUCUUGAUUACCAUCAGAGAACUCACACAGGAGAGAAGCCGUUUUCAUGUUCAGAAUGUGGGAAAUGUUUUACAAACAGAUCAAAUCUUUUGAAACAUAGGCAUAUUCACACAGGAGAGAAACCACAUUCAUGUUCUGAAUGUGGGAAAUGUUUUACCCACAAGUCAGGGCUUGUUACACAUCAACGAACUCACACAGGGGAGAAGCCAUUUUCAUGUUUAGAAUGUGGGAAAUCUUUUCCUUGGAAAUCUGAUUUUGUUAGACAUCAGAGGAGUCACACAGGGGAGAAGCCACAUUCAUGUUCUUAAUGCGGGGAAUAUAUUAACUGGAAAUCUAAUUUUGUUAGACCAAAAGAAUGUACACAAGGGAAAAGCCAUUUUUAUGUCCUGAAUGUGGGGAAUGUAUACCCACAAAUUACAUCUUUAUAAACAUUGCAUUUUCUUUCGUUAAAUUAUACAAACAUUUCACUUACAGUCAAAGUAAAGUCAUGUCACACAGGAGAAAGGGAAAUCGGUUAAGAUUCAUAAAUGACGAUUAUGAAAUGUAUGUAAUUACUAAUCAAUGUCUCUUAUCCAAAAAGCAAAUAGAAUCCAGAUAGCUCACCUGUAUAUCCACCAUGUGCAGAGACUAUUUUACAUUAAUUUAUUUAACUGAAUAUUAAAACUUGUUUCCAAUUAUUAAAAAUAUUUGCUUUAAAGCUUG